Messenger RNA from Rhineura floridana, 2000 nucleotides. It is a transcript of the gene CREB3L2, whose product is annotated as cAMP responsive element binding protein 3 like 2. NCBI's taxonomy places the organism in Eukaryota, Metazoa, Chordata, Lepidosauria, Squamata, Rhineuridae. The record is from RefSeq and is a predicted model, not a curated record. The transcript has 12 exons. Gene Ontology annotation, molecular function: cAMP response element binding; DNA-binding transcription factor activity, RNA polymerase II-specific. Gene Ontology annotation, biological process: regulation of transcription by RNA polymerase II. Bases 409 to 1974 code for a protein of 521 amino acids.
CAGCAGGUCGCAGUUUAGGGUUGGAGGUGCUUUGGGGAGGUGUUCUUGCUGUUAGAGAACGGAGUCCUUAGAAAGCUAGUACACGCCCCAGAUCUGGGGGGCCGUUUAGGUGCAAAGUUACCUGGCUCUUGCAUUUGUUUGAGGGAGAGUAGUGGGCAGCUGUCGAUCGGGAGCUGUUGACUCUCUGAAGUUUUACAUUUUAUUAUAUAUUUUCUAUUCCCUUCCUUGUCAAAGGGGGUAGUGAGAAAUACAGAGAAAAUACACCAGAAGGGUUUGGGAGUUUUUUCCCUCGUUUGCCUUAUGGCACAAGGCUGUUUUCUGUGAUUGUAUUGAGGUGCCCCUGUGAGUGCACAUUUCCCCUCCCUCUGCCCCCCCCUCCUUUUGGUAUUGCUGUGGCUCGACUUGGCCAUGGAGGUGCUGGAAAGCGGGGAGCCGAACCUGUUGCACUGGGAUCGAAAGCUGAGCGAGCUGUCGGAACCGGUGGACUCCGAUGCCCUGCUCUACAGCACGCACUUCACCGAGCUCCUCGAUGAGUUCUCCCAGGAUGUUUUGGGGCAGCUCUUGAAUGACCCUUUUAUGUCGGACAAAAACGAGAUGAUGGAAGUGGAGCUGUCGCCGGCUUCUCCUGCUCCCCUCAUCCAAGCAGAGCACAGCUACUCGCUUUGUGGCGACUCUCGGCCCCAAUCCCCACUCACCCACAUUUCCGCCGAUGAUAACUUCAAUGAAGCUGAUUUGGAAAAUGACGACUGGUGUCUAGGUUCAGAGUUGUCUUCAGCAACCAUAAAGACUGAACCUGUUGUGGCGGAUACACCAGGUCUUGCUCCCUCGGUCAGCCUCACUGCCACACCGAGCCCUACAAACCUGGAGGUGGAAGAGCCUCAGCUGCAAGAUGAUAGCAUGACUAAGCCGUUGAGUCACAACAUUCUCCCGGAGAUCAAAUUAGAGCCCCAUGAAGUGGAUCAGUUCCUGAACCUUUCUUCCAAGGAAGCCGUGGAUACCCUGCACAUGCCUCCAACCCCUCCCAGCAGCCAUGGAAGUGAUUCAGAGGGUGGACAGAGCCCAGCCAGGUCCCUCCCACCAUCGAGUCCCACACAGUUGCAAGCCACGGUUAAAGUGACAUCGCGCACGGCUUCAGCACUUACCAAUUCCCCUCUCUUAACAGCACCACAUAAACUGCAAGGCACAGGUCCCCUGAUCUUGACAGAAGAGGAGAAGAGAACACUGAUAGCAGAAGGGUAUCCUAUCCCUACGAAACUUCCCCUCACAAAAGCAGAAGAGAAAGCAUUGAAGAAGAUCCGCAGGAAAAUCAAGAACAAGAUCUCUGCCCAGGAGAGCAGAAGGAAAAAGAAGGAAUACAUGGACAGCCUGGAGAAAAGGGUGGAGUCCUGCUCAAACGAGAACAGUGAGCUUCGCAAGAAAGUAGAAGUUCUGGAGAACACAAACAGAACACUCCUGCAGCAAUUACAGAGGCUCCAAGCCAUGGUGGCUGGCAAAGUGUCGCGGUCAUGUAAAGCGGCUAGCACGCAAACAGGGACCUGUCUCAUGGUGGUGGUAUUAUGCUUCGCAGUUAUUUUUGGCAGCUUCUCCCAAAGUUAUGGGCCUACGUCCUCCAUCACAAAGACAGUGCUGCCAUCCCAGCAUUCCAUGCCAGAGUCGUACACAGCCUCUAUAGUGAGGUCAAGGAGCCUGCUGACUUAUGAGGGGCCUCCUCACCCGCUGGAGGAACAGCCCUUUUCAGAUCGCAGCAACGGCUGGGACCGGCACCUGGAUGCCUCCAAACAUUCAGCCCUGUCUUUGGAACCUGUGUCCAGGUCACAGCAUGACCAAGUCACAGAGAUCACGAUAGCCAAUGAAACGAGGCUAGAGAAGUCAGUGCUAGUGGAGUUGCAGCAGCACAGAGUCAACUCAGAGCUGGAUGCAAAUGAAACAUUAAAGAUCGUCGAAAUUGACAGAAGAGUUAAUGCUACAUCUUAAAAGAGAAAAAUAAAAGAUUCCCCCCC